AUGGUUUCGCUGCUUCGGCGAUUGUCUUGUCCUGGGCGAGCUUGGAAGCCUAUUUCCUUCAAGUCCGAUGUCAAGCGAAUCCCCGCUAAUGAAAAGAUUGAAGAGGAGCUCUUUCCAGACUACAUUGCGUCGCGUUACUAUCCGGUCCGCAUUGGUGAAGUGCUCAGGGAUCGAUACCAGAUUGUUGGCAAACUGGGAUUUGGAGCUAGUUCGACUGUUUGGUUGGCGCGCGAUCUAGAUGAUCGACGGCAUGUGGCACUAAAGCUGUUCAUAAACUCACAAUCUAUGGGUGAGCAGCUGGAUCACGAGCUUUCCAUGUACAAGCGGAUUUCCAAAUCUUCAUCAAGGCAUCCUGGGCGUGGUGCCGUUAGGGAACUCUUGGACUCUUUUGAUGUCACUGGACCAGACGGGUGCCACCGAUGCCUAGUGCAUCCUCCAUUGUGGGAGAGUCUCUUGACUUUUCUCCAUCGCAACCCAGUGAGGAGAUUACCCAUUCCGGUCCUCGCCUUCGUACUCCGACGCCUUUUUCUGGCCCUAGAUUUUCUGCACACAGAAUGCCAGGUCAUCCACACAGACAUCAAAGCCGACAACAUCAUGUUUGGGAUCGACGACGAUUCGGUUUUCACGGCAUUCGAGGAGCAGGAGCUGCUGGAUCCAUCUCCGCGAAAAGUGGUAGAUGGAAGAGCCAUCUAUCUGUCACGCGAGCUCCAGAUGCCAAAGAAUUGGGGAGCACCGGUACUUUGCGAUUUUGGCUCCGCUGUUGUAGGGGGCAAGGAACAUUUAGAGGACGUGCAGCCCGAUAUUUAUAGAGCGCCAGAGGUCAUUCUGGAAGCACCCUGGUCGUAUCAGGUUGAUUUAUGGAACGCAGGUUGUAUGAUUUGGGACCUUUUUGAAGGUGGUCAUCUGUUUACUGGGCAUGAUCCGGAGCAUCGAACGUAUCGUAGCCGGGCGCACCUUGCAGAGAUCAUUGCAUUGCUUGGGGACCCUCCGCAGGCGCUCCUCCAUUCUGGCAAGUCAAGCCAUAAGUUCUUUACGGAUAAAGGGGAAUUUCGUCAAAACAUUCCACUCCCGGCUAACGUAUCGCUGGAGGGGAGAGAGACUAACCUAGAAGGGGAGAGCAAAGAGAAGUUUCUCGUCAUGAUGCGAAAGAUGCUCCAGUGGGAACCAUCGAAGCGUUCCUCGGCCAAGGCGCUCGCCGAUGACGAAUGGAUCAUGCAGAAUAUGUAG
Messenger RNA from Trichoderma virens Gv29-8, 1227 nucleotides. RefSeq names its product serine threonine protein kinase, CMGC group (gene DSK2). Gene Ontology annotation, molecular function: protein kinase activity; ATP binding. The record is from RefSeq and is a predicted model, not a curated record. NCBI's taxonomy places the organism in Eukaryota, Fungi, Ascomycota, Sordariomycetes, Hypocreales, Hypocreaceae. The coding region runs from base 1 to 1227 and encodes 408 amino acids. Gene Ontology annotation, biological process: regulation of mRNA processing; protein phosphorylation; spliceosomal complex assembly. The transcript is spliced from 5 exons.